UGCAUCACCGCUCUUAAAAGGUUCCCGAGGCCACUCCUCACACAGCUGCAGACCAGCCUGACGCUUGCCUCCCUGUCUGCCUCUGCUUGCCUUGAAUGCCUGGUUCUUUAAGCUCUUGGGGAGUCUGACAAGGCCGGGACCAUGUCUACAUUUGGCUACAGAAGGGGACUUAGUAAAUAUGAAUCCAUCGAUGAGGAUGAACUUCUGGCCUCCCUCUCAGCUGAAGAGCUGAAGGAGCUUGAGAGGGAGCUGGAAGACAUUGAACCUGACCGAAACCUUCCCGUGGGGUUAAGGCAAAAGAGUCUGACAGAGAAAACCCCAACAGGAAACUUCAGCCGAGAGGCACUGAUGGCGUAUUGGGAAAAGGAGUCCCAAAAACUUUUGGAGAAGGAACGGCUGGGGGAAUGUGGAAAGGUUGCAGAAGAAGACAAGGAAGAGAGUGAGGAGGAACUAAUCUUCACAGAGAGCAACAGCGAAGUCUCCGAGGAGGUGUGUACAGAAGAGGAGGAGGAGUCUCAAGAGGAAGAGGACGAGGAAGAAGAGGACAGUGAGGAAGAGCAAGUAACAACGGGAGCCACAGAACAUAUCAAUGGAACUGUAAGCUACAAUAGUGUUAAUUCUGAUAACUGUAAGCCAAAGACAUUUAAAAGCCAAAUAGAAAAUAUAAAUUUAACCAACGGCAACAGUGGAGGAACACAGAGGAACACAGAGUCGCCAGCCGCCAUUCACCCUUGUGGAAAUCCCACUGUUAUCGAGGAUGCUCUGGAAAAGAUUAGAAACAAUGACCCUGACACAACAGAAGUUAAUCUGAACAAUAUCGAGAACAUCACCACCCAGACCUUAUCCCGAUUUGCUGAAGCUCUCAAGGAGAACACAGUAGUGAAGACAUUCAGUCUGGCCAACACGCACGCUGAUGACGCCGCGGCCAUUGCCAUUGCAGACAUGCUCAAGGUUAACGAGCACAUUACCAGCGUAAACGUGGAGUCCAACUUCAUCACUGGCAAGGGGAUCCUGGCCAUCAUGAGAGCCCUGCAGCACAACACAGUGCUCACGGAGCUGCGCUUCCACAACCAGAGGCACAUCAUGGGCUCCCAGGUGGAGAUGGAGAUUGUCAAGCUGCUCAAGGAGAAUACCACACUGCUGAGGCUGGGCUACCAUUUUGAGCUCCCAGGACCAAGAAUGAGUAUGACGAGUCUUUUAACAAGGAAUAUGGAUAAACAGAGGCAAAAACGCAUGCAAGAACAAAAACAGCAAGAGGGGCAUGAUGGAGGAGCUACUCUUAGGACCAAAGUCUGGCAAAGAGGGACGCCUGGCUCUUCUCCGUAUGCAUCUCCGAGGCAGUCUCCCUGGUCAUCCCCCAAAGUCUCCAAGAAAGUCCACACUGGGAGGAACAGACCUCCAUCUCCUGUGGCUCCGCCUCCCCCUCCUCCCCCUCCUCCUCUUCCUCCCCACAUGCUGCCUCCUCCCCCUCCUCCCCCUGCUCCUCCACUCCCAGAGAAAAAGCUCAUCACCAGAAACAUUGCAGAAGUCAUUAAACAACAGGAAAGUGCCCAGCGGGCCCUACAAAAUGGACAGCGAAAGAAAAAAGGGAAAAAGGUUAAGAAACAACCAAACAAUAUCCUAAAGGAAAUUAAGAAUUCCCUGAGGUCAGUGCAAGAGAAGAAAAUGGAAGACAGCUCCCGACCUUCCACCCCACAGAGAUCAGCUCAUGAGAACCUCAUGGAAGCCAUUCGGGGGAGUAGUAUAAGACAGCUACGGAGGGUGGAAGUUCCCGAAGCUCUGAGAUAGACCGAUCUGUAGAAGAGGACCCGGAACUGUUUAGUGGUGUGACUCAAGGUGCAUUGUGAGCUGUUUCCAAAUGCCUUCUUUAAUUUGAAAUAUUUCCCAACUUCAAAGAUAGUGUCACUAUGGAAUUCCAAAGGGAAUUUUAAGAAGCAAUGAGCAUGUUUCUUCUGUAAAUAUGAAAAUAAACUUCUUUUUUAUGUCCUAAGAUUCAUAUGGGCAGCAAGCCUUAGAAGAUCUCUUUGCAUCUCUGGUAUCUCAGUCACUGAGAGAUCAAAUCACUUAAAGAAAUGUGCUAAUUAUUUUUGUAAUCCCAAUAACCUUAGAUUAAAGUUCUUUUUUCCUUUUUUUUUUUAAAGAGAAACUAAUAUUUUUCUGUGAGUUAGUAUAUCUGCUGGGUAUGUGUAAUAUUGCUAAAUAUUAAAAUCAUUACGUUCUCACACCAAAA
This is a messenger RNA of Mastomys coucha (southern multimammate mouse), 2230 nucleotides long. RefSeq names its product leiomodin 2 (gene Lmod2). Gene Ontology annotation, cellular component: striated muscle thin filament; myofibril. Lineage: Eukaryota; Metazoa; Chordata; Mammalia; Rodentia; Muridae. Bases 142 to 1788 code for a protein of 548 amino acids. The record is from RefSeq and is a predicted model, not a curated record. Gene Ontology annotation, biological process: myofibril assembly; pointed-end actin filament capping; muscle contraction. Gene Ontology annotation, molecular function: tropomyosin binding. The transcript has 3 exons.